AUGCCACUUUCUCCAAUAUCUCGCAUUGAACAAAAUUCUAAAAAUCGACGUUGUGAAAUGUUACGAGAAACUGUAUACAAUAUUCUUCAAGAUGCAUAUAUUACUUAUAAUAAUGCCAUAAUAUCCAUGCAACCCGAAAUUUCAAAAUCUAAUUUGGUUAUCAUGUUUAAUAUGUAUAAUAUUAUUCCUUGUCCUGAAUCUGAAGAUGAUUGGAAUAAUGUAGAUAGUGAAAAAGAUAAAUUAUCUUUGGAAAAUUUGAAACAAUGUUUUCAAAGAAUGCAUGCAAAACGAAGAGAAUGUUUAUGUCAUUUCUUAGCAUUAGAUGUAAUGACACCAGGAAGAGAUUCUCAUAGAAGAGAUUACGAACAUCAUUGGGCAGCUGUUAAUUGUAAUUUAGAUGAAUUAGGUGCAAAUACUGGUCAUUACUUGGAAAAAAUUAGUGUUGUUUCAGCUAGUGAAUUGUAUACAAUCCCAACACCAAAACAAGACUUUUUGUCUCAACCAACGCCAACUAUAAUUAUGAACAAAAAUCUUCGAGUUUAUCUUCAUCGUUUAGCUUCUAUUGAACAACAUGUUCGUGGUGUUCAAGCGAAGUUAUACAUUUGUAAUGAGGAUGCUCGAAAAUAUUUUGAAAAUGAAGACCUUUUAUUAAAUCAAUAUGAAUCUAUAAGUAAAGAUUUUACUUAUAUGUUUCAAGAAUGGGAAGAUGGAAAAAAAGCAUUAAAUGAUAUAAUGGAACCAAUACUUGCAGUUGAUUCUUCAGACUUAAGUUCUAGUCGUUUAUCUAUGGAUGAAGAUACUGAAACUCUAAAAGAUGAAAAUGAUUUAGAUGAAAAUAUUUCUGAAAAAAUAAUAAAUAUUGAUUGGUCAAAGAUGGAUGAACCUUCCGAUGUUCCAGAACAAGUUUUUAUAGCAGAAGCAGAAGAUGUUGAACCUAUAACAACAAAAAAACUAUCAAGAAAAGAAAGAAUCGAGAUUCAAAAAAUCAAAAGAGAAGAAGAGGCUAAAGCAAAGGAAUCGAGGCUAGAUUCAGAACGGAUGGUCCAUGAAUUAAAGGAUGUAUUGUUAGUUCGGCGAAGGCCAAUAGAUUUUGAGAAUGAGGUGGUUGUUCAAUCUGCUCAUCAAGAUCAUGAACGAAUACCACUUCAAGGAACCCUAACCAGUACCGAACCAGCAGAUCCUUGCUCAGAACGUUGUAAAUAUACUCUUAUCUCGAAUGCAUUUAAGCGUUAA
Messenger RNA from Diversispora eburnea, 1233 nucleotides. The record is from the annotation of a GenBank genome assembly. Lineage: Eukaryota; Fungi; Glomeromycota; Glomeromycetes; Diversisporales; Diversisporaceae.